This is a messenger RNA of Nannizzia gypsea CBS 118893, 1368 nucleotides long. RefSeq lists its product as hypothetical. The record is from RefSeq and is a predicted model, not a curated record. Bases 1 to 1368 code for a protein of 455 amino acids. Gene Ontology annotation, molecular function: protein binding. Lineage: Eukaryota; Fungi; Ascomycota; Eurotiomycetes; Onygenales; Arthrodermataceae. The transcript has a single exon.
AUGAGUGAAAUUCCCCCCCUUCCGGCGACUGUAUCGGGUAUGGCCUUAGCUCUCGGGGCUUUGGGCCUUCCAUCUGAUACCCGAGAGUCCAAGUUCGAGCUUCUCGCUGCGGAACUUCUGGGAGAAAUUUUCGAUUUCUUGGAUACAGAGGACAUUAGCAAUGUUCGUAUGACUUGUCGGAUAUUCGCCAACGCCUGUAUUCGAUACUUGCCCAAGAAGUGUGGGGUCAGCUGUGCGAAAACCAGCCUCGAGAGAAUCGAACACAUUUCCUCACACCAACUCAUCUCUCAACGUAUUCGGUCUCUUACAGUAGACUGCAGCCAGUUUUGGACCCUUGUUCACGGGAGGCCAAACCAAUCAUGGGAUUAUGUUCCUGCGGUUGAUCCCGAGGAAUUUCCGUGGUGUGAAGCAUACAAGAAAUUGUGGAAAGAGCAGAAAUCGAUUAAACAAGAUGGCAAAGAUAUUGAUAUCAUAUCUCGAGCUAUUCCACACUUCAAGAAUCUCAAAUCUGUCCGCAUUUGCAUGGGGUGUUUUAAUGAAGACGGGCGCUUGCAUCGAGAGACCUACAACUCUGCGUUAGGACACUUCAGCUCUGCCCAUGAUAAGCCAGUUUCUUGCAGCAUUCGCCAGUAUCUGAUGGUCAUGGAGCCGUUACGUGAUGCAGGGAUCAAGAUAGAAUCCCUCGAGCUUCUCGAUAUUUCAUAUGGGAUAUUUUACCCUGUAACGCAGAUCAUAGCUGGCAUGCAGGCGAUUUUUGAGCAUCUUACCAACUUGUCCAUCCGGGUCCAAGUUCACCCUGACAAGGUGAUGAGCUCCGCGGAAGGGAAACCCGAACUUGGACGUGUUCUUUCUUGGGGUAUACUUGCGAGAUAUCUCGAAGCAGCUACGCGUCUACGCUCUUUAUCACUCUCCUCCAAGGAUGACCACGGAGGAAGAAUGAUGUCUUCUGACAAUGCGUUCCCUGAAGACAUGAUUUGGGAGCACUUGCACACACUUACAUUCGAUAAUGUCUGGAUCGCAGAGAAUAUACUAGUUGGUCUGGCCACUCGCCAUGGCAAGACGUUGAAGAACUUGAACCUACACAACAUUAUCCUCUGCGGUUCGUGGUUCACUGCCUUACCCGCCAUUCGCGAAGGAACCUCUCUUGAAAAGGCCGUGGUUUACGGCUGGAUUGCCAAUCCAGUGGGCGAAUACUCACGACGUGAACACUGGAGGGUCGGUGUUUAUCCUGAUAGAGUGUUUGAUACGCCCUGGGGGGACGACGGAAGAGAGCACACACUUGGGCUCCAAGUUGCAUCAUACCUGUGCAAAGAACCUGGAGCGGUUGCACUGCCAUUGGAUUAUUCAAACAUGACUAGACACUUUUGA